Nymphaea colorata (pocket water lily) is the source of this 1219-nucleotide messenger RNA. RefSeq names its product leucine-rich repeat protein 1-like. Gene Ontology annotation, molecular function: protein binding. The record is from RefSeq and is a predicted model, not a curated record. The coding region runs from base 310 to 942 and encodes 210 amino acids. NCBI's taxonomy places the organism in Eukaryota, Viridiplantae, Streptophyta, Magnoliopsida, Nymphaeales, Nymphaeaceae. The transcript is spliced from 7 exons.
CAAAUCCAGACCAUUCAAUCGAAGAUGGACGGUACGCGUACGCCUUCAGGUAGCAGUCCCACUGACCGUCAGAGUGCAUCCCCAAAAGCAUGACACCGAUAGCUUCCCUCGGAGGAAAUAAAAAACAGCUAAAUGUGGUUUCCAGAGCCAGAGAAAAUGGCGAACAAGGGCAAUUUUUUCGUGCUUCUUAGAAAUUGGUGCUCAUGAUUAUUAUAUAUUUACCAUUUCCUGCUACCACCUUUUUACUGUAAAGCUUCUAUAAAUUGUUCCCACAACUGCCUUCUUGCGUCUCUCUCUCUCUCUCUCUCAAUGGCUUUCUGGUUUGUGGGUCUUCUGCUCUCUUCCGUUCUCAACCCUCUGAAGGCCAACGUUGAAGGGGAUGCACUCUAUGCUUUGAGGAGAGCUCUUCACGACCCCGCCAACGUGCUCCAGAGUUGGGACCCAACCUUGGUUAACCCCUGCACCUGGUUUCAUGUCACCUGCGAUCAAGAUAACCGAGUCACCAGACUGGACCUCGGGAAUGCAAGGCUAUCUGGAAGGCUGGUGCCAGAGCUAGGCAGGUUGGAGCGUCUCCAGUACCUUGAGCUUUACAAGAAUCAGUUGACUGGCAACAUUCCUGAAGAGCUUGGCAAGCUGAGUCGUCUUGUAAGCCUGGACCUGUACAGUAACAACCUUACAGGAACCAUCCCUCCAUCGCUAAGCAAGCUUGCCUCAUUGAGGUUCCUGAGGUUGAACAGGAACAGAUUGACAGGCAGAAUCCCCAGGGAACUUACACAGCUGAAGAACUUGAAAAUUUUUGAGGUUUCAGACAACGACCUGUGUGGUACGAUUCCUACCUCAGGCUCCUUCUCCAAGUUCUCGGAAAAGAGUUUCGAGAACAAUCAACGGCUGAAAGGUCCAGAGCUGAUCGGUUCUGUGAGUUACGUCCUUGCCUGCAACUGAAGCAAUGACAUUUGGUUGUCUGCUGACCUGGAGGUGGAAGGAGACAAAGAAGGCUACCAAACAAUGAAUUCAAUCAGUUUUUUGAGUUGUUAGUGAGGGCUGCAUGUGAUGAAAAGUGUCUCUGUUUUUUGACUUACGUCCAAACUUUCGCCCUGUGAAAGAAUAUAUAUAUGUUGAAAAUUGGGGAGUCCUUGUAGUUUGUUAGGCACGCAAUGUUAGUCCUGGCGUGGCUUUAUAUCAUGCGUCCUGUUCCUUAUAAUGUGAACAAAACCAUGAA